Messenger RNA from Plasmodium cynomolgi strain B, 792 nucleotides. RefSeq names its product Sec20-like protein. The coding region runs from base 1 to 792 and encodes 263 amino acids. Gene Ontology annotation, cellular component: endoplasmic reticulum; SNARE complex. Gene Ontology annotation, biological process: retrograde vesicle-mediated transport, Golgi to endoplasmic reticulum. The record is from RefSeq and is a predicted model, not a curated record. The transcript has 6 exons. Lineage: Eukaryota; Apicomplexa; Aconoidasida; Haemosporida; Plasmodiidae. Gene Ontology annotation, molecular function: SNAP receptor activity.
AUGAAGAAAGCUUUUUUACCAAACUUGGGGAAAAAAAACGAAAAUGUAGAAACCUUGAGCAAAAUCAGCUCCAUGAUAAACCACAUGAAAUUGAUUGACGACAGUCUGAAGAAUUUAUUUUUAUCGGAGGAUGACCUGAAUAGCCAUGACGCCUUUUUGUUGUUUCGAGGAAAAGUCGCAAAGAGGAUUGUCCACUACUCCAACCUAGCUGCGGAAUGCAAAGACAAGAUCCUUUGCGCCGAGGUGUCCGAUGAGGACGCGGAGGACAUCAAGCAGCAGUUCGAGUACCACCAAGGGAAUGUGGAAAGUGACGACCAUGGGACAUUCUCAGAGUCAGAAGAGAAAAAACAAACGGAUGCAAAUUUAAAAGACACGAAGCAAAUGAUGAUUGACGAAAUUAACAGAAUGAAGAGUGUCAGAUCGGAGUUACUCGAAUCGUCCCACAAAUUGAGGAAGCAGGAUCAAAUAUUUAACAUGUUCGAGUCGAAAAUAAAAUCCAGCACGCAGCUGUUAUUUUCUUUAAAAAAAAAGGCCCAAAAUGACACACGAUAUGUGUGGUAUUCUUUUUUCUUCUUUCUGAGUGUGUGCUCCUAUAUUAUCAUGCGCAGGCUGGGCGUGAUCUGGGCCCUCAUAACAGUCAUCAAAUUGCUGCUUUCACUGAUGCUCUACUUGGUAAAACUCGCGUUAGGUAUGUUUCAUUUUGUUAAGAAGGGUAAUGAGGAAAAGGGAGCAAAUGGGGGAGACGAUUUGGGGAAAACCUUUGUUCCCAUUCCAGUUACGACAGAGUUGUGA